Molecule: messenger RNA, 1371 nt
Organism: Lichtheimia ornata
Lineage: Eukaryota; Fungi; Mucoromycota; Mucoromycetes; Mucorales; Lichtheimiaceae
Exons: 4
Coding region: 1-1371 (456 amino acids)
Biological process (GO): transmembrane transport; intracellular zinc ion homeostasis; zinc ion transport
Cellular component (GO): Golgi apparatus; membrane
Molecular function (GO): zinc ion transmembrane transporter activity
Source: RefSeq, a predicted model, not a curated record
AUGUUUUCUUCAUCGGUGUUCGACUUGCCGACCCACGCUGACUCGGCCGAGUUGGGAUAUGGAAAGAGCAUGGCGUUUGACACUUCAUCCAUGUCCGUUGUUGGCUUCAUCAAGCACUCCCUCAGCAUCAUUCUUGACAAUCAAGACUCAAAGCAGAUUUUCUACUUUUUGCUCCUCAACCUUUCAUACAUGUUUGUUCAACUUGCUUACGGCGUUUGGACCAAUUCACUAGGCCUUAUUUCAGAUGCCAUCCACAUGUUCUUUGAUUGCUUGGCCCUUGCUGUAGGUCUUUUCGCAUCUGUCAUGAGUAAAUGGCCGCCUAACCCACGCUAUUCUUAUGGAUACAAUCGAAUCGAAACGGUGGCAGCCUACUUUAACGGCGUAUUCCUUGUUCUCAUUUCAGUAUCCAUUGUCGUCGAAGGUAUCGAACGUAUUAUUGAUCCCCCAGAAAUGAACACGCAACGAUUAUUACUCGUCAGCUUUGUCGGCUUGGUUGUCAAUCUCGUGGGUAUCUUUGCAUUCAAUCACGGACAUGCACACGGCCAUAGUCAUGGUGGACACGAUCAUCAUCAUCAUCAUGGACACGAUCAUGGUCAUGGUCAUAGCGCAAAUAUGCAAGGUGUGUUUUUGCAUAUUCUUGCUGAUACGCUUGGAUCUGUGGGCGUCAUUGUGUCGACAUUAUUGAUCCAAUGGUUCGGAUGGACCGGCUUUGAUCCCAUUGCAUCUUUGUUUAUUGCUAUCCUUAUUGUGCUUUCAGUGAUCCCCCUUAUCAAGCAAUCGGGUGCAGUAUUGAUGUUGGAAUUGGAGGACAACAAAGUGUAUCAGGUGGAGGGUACCUUGAACGAGCUUGGACAAUUGGAUGGCAUUGCAAGUGUGCAUCAGCCCCGAUUUUGGCCUAAUGAAGCGGAGACGAUGGUGGGAUCGAUUCAUAUCCAAGCUAAAGAUGGCAGCGACCUUCAAGAUGUACGACGACGCGUCUCUGAAUUCUUGAUGAGCCAUAUUGAUGGUCUCAAGGAAGUAUGUGUUCAAGUGGAAUCUGAAUCUGGAGCACGUACACGCAUCAAAAUGAAUCAAGCUCAACAGCAAACGGGCUAUUUUUAUACACCAGCUUUUCAACAUAGCAACAUUGGCAUGAAUUACCGAACAUCAGCAGCUGCAGCAGCAACGCCUUCACCACCUCCACAAACUACCACUACAACGACGACUACACCUUUACCACCCCAACCUAAUGUUGCAGCCAUGUCAGUAGGCCUUGCUGACGCUGCACCUGCUGCUGCUCCUCUCGCAUCACCUCUUCAUCAACAAUAUCCAUCCACUGCUCCACCUCCUGUCGGUCCUCCUUUAUCCAAAAAGAACACAAAGAAAGAGUAA